This is a messenger RNA of Tripterygium wilfordii, 2505 nucleotides long. RefSeq names its product probable leucine-rich repeat receptor-like protein kinase At1g68400. Gene Ontology annotation, biological process: protein phosphorylation. The record is from RefSeq and is a predicted model, not a curated record. The coding region runs from base 469 to 2370 and encodes 633 amino acids. Lineage: Eukaryota; Viridiplantae; Streptophyta; Magnoliopsida; Celastrales; Celastraceae. Gene Ontology annotation, molecular function: protein binding; ATP binding; protein kinase activity. The transcript has 2 exons.
ACAAUGAUCUCUUGGACAUUAAGAAAAUAUAGAUGUUUGUAUUUUUUUGUUAUGAAUUGAAAGGGAAGAGUCUGGAUUUCUUACCAAUUUUGGAGGAUUUCAUUGCCAAAGACAAGCUUGUCUUCUUCAAAUCUCGCUGGAUCCCUCUGGCACCUUUCUUCUUUAUAUUUCUUUCACCUUUCAUUUAUGGAAGAAUCCCAAAAUCCAACCACAAAUGCAAAUUCAUAAUUGCAUAUCACCGUUGAAUUCAUAAUGACCCACUCACACGCAUUCUUCCUGUUUGGCAUUACUGCGGCGCGUCCAUGCUUCCACACACGCAAAACGAUAAGCGGAGUAAGAUAAUCUCGCUUGCCAAACACUUCCUUUUCUUCUAUUAACGGCUACUCUCGAACUUCGUUCCUCAUGCCCUCCUUUUUUGCUUCACUUUCCUUUCCUCUGUUUUUCCCGGAAAAUUGAAGGGACCUGAAAAUGUUUGGCAAGAAAGCUUCUUUCAACUUCACUCUCGUUCUCUUAUUUUCUUUCUCUUUGUCAAGCCCAGACUUCGCUGCUUUACUCUCCUUCAAGGCCUCCUCGGACCCAUUCGAUUCACUCUCCUCUUGGGUUAGCUCCUCUGCCUCAAACCCUUGUCUCGACUCGUGGCUCGGCGUCACCUGUAACCCGGUCACUCACCGAGUCACGCGACUUGUCCUCGAGAAUCUUAACCUAACCGGACCGAUUGACUCGCUUUCCGGACUCACUCAACUCAGGCUACUUAGUCUUGAGAAAAACUACCUCUCCUCUUCAUCGUCUCUUAAUCUGUCUUUGUGGCCAAACAUCAAACACCUCUAUCUAUCACACAAUCGUUUCGCCGGAAAUUUCCCCGACGGAGUUUCGACAUUACGGCGACUACUGCGUCUUGAGCUGUCUUACAAUAACUUCUCUGGCGGAAUCCCGCUGAACGAAUUGGCUAGGUUGACCCGAUUGUUGACUCUACGACUAGAGGCCAACUUGUUUACUGGAACACUCGACUCUGGCGACUCAUCAAUUUAUUCUCUCGUUGACUUCAACGUUUCUGGCAACAAACUCUCCGGGGAGAUUCCGACGUGGCUGUCGCGUUUUCCGAGGUCGUCGUUUACUGGAAACGAGAAUCUCUGCGGCGAACCGUUACUCCUCAGCUGCUCUAAUCGGACGGUGCCGAGCGAGCCCGUACGAUCGGAUAAUCAUGGAAGUAGAGGACCGAGUAAGGCAGUGGUCCUCAUCAUUGUUAUCAUCGAUACAGUGGCGAUUGUGGCGGCGUUGGUGACAGUGACGUGGUGUUGCCGUUACAAGGCUAGGGCCCACAGAGAUGUCACUACUAAGCCCAAUAAUAAGGCCCACAGUUUUGUUGGGCCCCACACUGAGCCUAGAGUGGAUGAGGAGAAGAUGGUGGCAUUUGAGGGUUGCAAGGGUUUUAGCAAGGUGGAUGAUUUGUUAAAAUCAUCAGCUGAGCUGUUGGGGAAAGGGACUGUGGGGACCACUUACAAGGUGGUGAUGGACGGUGGUGGUGUGGUGGUGGUGAAGAGGGUUAGGGACAAUCUCAGGACAAAAAACCUUGAUGGAUGGUUGAGAUUAAUUGGUGGGAUUAGGCAUUCUAAUAUCCUGAGCCUCAGAGCAUACUAUCAUUCCAAGGAGGAGUUGCUAUUGGUCUAUGAUUUUCUACCAAAUGGAACCUUGCAUUCUCUCCUACAUGGAAACAGAGGGCCAUGGAGAACCCCAUUGGAUUGGACUACGAGGUUAAGGCUAGCUUCAGGAGCUGCAGAGGGCCUGGCCUUCCUGCAUUCAUACAGCAAAGCCAAGCUCUUCCAUGGACAUGUAACAUCAUCAAACAUCAUUGUUGAUCACCACGGCAAUGCUUGUGUAUCAGAUAUUGGUCUCCACCAGCUCUUACAAACACCAAAGUGGACCAACAAUGACUACAAGCCCCCGGAAUUGACUCUCAGCAGCAGCAACAACAGAAAUUACACUCAGAAAUCUGAUGUUUAUAGUUUUGGAGUGGUUGUUUUGGAGAUUUUGACGGGGAAAAUGGCGAGCGGAGAAGGACAAGAGAGUUUGGUGAAGUGGGUUCAAAGUUUGGGGAGAGAAGAGUGGACAUGGGAGGUGUUUGAUUAUGAGUUGAUGAGGUACAAAGAGAAUAAGCAGGAGAUGGUGGCUUUGAUGGAAGUGGGUUUGCUUUGCUUGACUAGUUUGGGUAAAGAUCGUCCAAAGAUGAGUAUGGUGCAUAGUAUGAUUGAAGGUAUAAGGACAAAGGGAGCAAUUGGAGGUGUGAAUUGUGUUGUGAAUAAUCUUUCUUCUGAUUCUUCUCCUGCUUUAUCAGAAGGUACACGCACCAACUCCAUUGGCAGACAACUUUAGAGGAGUCUAGUUUGCUAGUGUUUCAUAUAGUUGAUUCAUUCAUUUAUGAUUUCUCUUUUACAUAUGUUUUUUAGGCAUUUGAUGUAGUUGCAUCGCCUUGGAUUGAUAAUAUAAGAAAAACUCAUGCUCACAAAA